AUGACGUCUGCAGACUCCGGUAUAUAAGACUGGUGUUUGUCUGUACUGCAGUUUAGUUCUACAGCGGAAGCCGAAAGAAGAGGCACUGUACUAGCACAAUAUAAAAUAUUAACUGCGUUAUUUAAAAAGGUGCAAACAUGCAGAUCUUUGUGAAGACCCUCACUGGCAAGACCAUCACCCUUGAGGUUGAGCCCAGCGACACCAUUGAGAACGUGAAGGCUAAGAUCCAGGACAAGGAAGGCAUUCCCCCUGACCAGCAGAGGCUGAUCUUUGCUGGCAAGCAGCUGGAAGAUGGCCGCACCCUCUCUGACUACAACAUCCAGAAGGAGUCCACCCUCCAUCUUGUCCUACGUCUGAGGGGAGGCAUGCAAAUCUUCGUCAAGACCCUCACUGGCAAGACCAUCACCCUGGAGGUUGAGCCCAGCGACACAAUUGAGAAUGUCAAGGCUAAGAUCCAGGACAAGGAAGGCAUUCCCCCUGACCAGCAGAGGCUGAUCUUCGCCGGCAAGCAGCUGGAAGAUGGCCGCACCCUCUCUGACUACAACAUCCAGAAAGAAUCCACUCUCCAUCUUGUCCUGCGUCUGAGGGGAGGCAUGCAGAUCUUCGUCAAGACCCUCACUGGCAAGACAAUCACCCUGGAGGUUGAGCCCAGCGACACCAUUGAGAAUGUCAAGGCUAAGAUCCAGGACAAGGAAGGCAUUCCCCCUGACCAGCAGAGGCUGAUCUUCGCCGGCAAGCAGCUGGAAGAUGGCCGCACCCUCUCUGACUACAACAUCCAGAAAGAAUCCACUCUCCAUCUUGUCCUGCGUCUGAGGGGAGGCAUGCAGAUCUUCGUCAAAACCCUCACUGGCAAGACCAUCACCCUGGAGGUGGAGCCUAGUGACACCAUUGAGAAUGUCAAGGCUAAGAUCCAGGACAAGGAAGGCAUUCCCCCUGACCAGCAGAGGCUGAUCUUUGCCGGCAAGCAGCUUGAAGAUGGCCGUACCCUCUCUGACUACAACAUCCAGAAAGAAUCCACUCUCCAUCUUGUCCUGCGUCUGAGGGGAGGCAUGCAGAUCUUCGUCAAGACCCUCACUGGCAAGACCAUCACCCUGGAGGUUGAGCCCAGCGACACCAUUGAGAAUGUCAAGGCUAAGAUCCAGGACAAGGAAGGCAUUCCCCCUGACCAGCAGAGGCUGAUCUUCGCCGGCAAGCAGCUGGAAGAUGGCCGUACCCUCUCUGACUACAACAUCCAGAAGGAGUCCACCCUCCAUCUUGUCCUGCGUCUCAGGGGUGCAAACAUGCAGAUCUUCGUCAAGACCCUCACUGGCAAGACCAUCACCCUGGAGGUGGAGCCUAGCGACACCAUUGAGAACGUGAAGGCCAAGAUCCAGGACAAGGAAGGCAUUCCCCCUGACCAGCAGAGGCUGAUCUUUGCCGGCAAGCAGCUUGAAGAUGGCCGCACCCUCUCUGACUACAACAUCCAGAAGGAGUCCACCCUCCAUCUUGUCCUGCGUCUCAGGGGAGGCAUGCAGAUCUUCGUCAAGACCCUCACUGGCAAGACCAUCACCCUGGAGGUGGAGCCUAGUGACACAAUUGAGAACGUGAAGGCCAAGAUCCAGGACAAGGAAGGCAUUCCCCCUGACCAGCAGAGGCUGAUCUUCGCUGGCAAGCAGCUGGAAGAUGGCCGUACCCUCUCUGACUACAACAUCCAGAAGGAGUCCACUCUCCAUCUUGUCCUGCGUCUGAGGGGAGGCAUGCAAAUCUUCGUCAAGACCCUCACUGGCAAGACCAUCACCCUGGAGGUGGAGCCUAGCGACACCAUUGAGAAUGUCAAGGCCAAGAUCCAGGACAAGGAAGGCAUUCCCCCUGACCAGCAGAGGCUGAUCUUCGCCGGCAAGCAGCUGGAAGAUGGCCGUACCCUCUCUGACUACAACAUCCAGAAAGAAUCCACUCUCCAUCUUGUCCUGCGUCUGAGGGGCGGUCAAUAAAUUAUCCAAUUUAUUUACAUGACAACCUAACCGAAUAAAAGAUGAGAGAUUAAAUGA
This is a messenger RNA of Sander lucioperca (pikeperch), 2027 nucleotides long. It is a transcript of the gene ubb, whose product is annotated as ubiquitin B. NCBI's taxonomy places the organism in Eukaryota, Metazoa, Chordata, Actinopteri, Perciformes, Percidae. The transcript has 3 exons. The coding region runs from base 138 to 1970 and encodes 610 amino acids. The record is from RefSeq and is a predicted model, not a curated record. Gene Ontology annotation, cellular component: cytoplasm; nucleus. Gene Ontology annotation, molecular function: protein tag activity; ubiquitin protein ligase binding. Gene Ontology annotation, biological process: modification-dependent protein catabolic process; protein ubiquitination.